GGCUGCCGGGGGCGGUGCGCGGGAAGGGAACCCCCGGCCGCCUAGAGCAGCGGGAGAGAUCCGGAGGGGACCGUUGAGCUGGGGUUCGCCCCCGAGCCCGCCGCCUGCCCCAUCCCGGUCACUGGGGGCAGCAUGAAGUGUCUGGUCACGGGCAGCAAUGUGAAGGUGCUCGGCAAGGCCGUCCACUCCCUGUCCCGCAUCGGGGACGAACUCUACCUGGAGCCCCUGGAAGACGGGCUCUCCCUCCGGACCGUGAACUCCUCCCGCUCGGCCUACGCCUGCUUCCUCUUUGCCCCCCUCUUCUUCCAGCAGUACCAGGCGGCCACCCCUGGUCAGGACCAGCUGCGCUGUAAGAUCCUGAUGAAGUCCUUCCUGUCUGUCUUCCGCUCGCUGGCAAUGCUGGAAAAGACUGUGGAGAAAUGCUGCAUUUCCCUGAAUGACAGGAGCAGCCGCCUGGUAGUUCAGCUGCACUGCAAAUAUGGGGUGAGGAAGACUCACAACCUGUCCUUCCAGGACUGCGAGUCCCUGCAGGCCGUCUUCGACCCAGCCUUGUGUCCCCAUGUGCUCCGUGCCCCAGCCAGGGUCCUGGUGGAGGCUGUUCUGCCUUUCCCCCCCGCGCUGGCUGAAGUGACGCUGGGCAUCGGCCGUGGGCGUAGGGUCAUCCUGCGUAGCUACCAAGAGGAGGAGGCAGACAGCGCUGUCAAAGCCAUGGUGACGGAGAUGAGCAUCGGAGAGGAGGAUUUCCAGCAGUUGCAGGCCCAGGAAGGGGUGGCCAUCACUUUCUGCCUCAAGGAAUUCCGGGUGAGGUUCCUGCCGCGCACUCACCGCCCCGUCCACCCCUCCUGUCUGCCCUGCCUCCAUGCUCUGCUUCUCCCUUCCCAGGGGCUCCUGAGCUUCGCAGAGUCAGCCAACUUGUCCCUCAGCAUUCACUUCGAUGCCCCGGGCAGGCCAGCCAUCUUUGCCAUCGAGGACUCUCUGCUGGACGGCCACUUUGUCCUGGCCACACUCUUGGAGCCGGACUCGCACCCCCAGACCCUGCGUGCCCAAGAGGAGCUCCAGCGACCAGAGCCCCGGCUUCAGGCUCACAGCACGCCCCACCUAGACCUGGAUGACUUUGCUGUCGACGACAUGGACUCUUACAUGAUCGCCAUGGAAACCACUGUGGGCAGCGAGGGCUCCCGGGCACUGCCCUCCAUCUCCCUUUCACCUGGCCUCCAGCGCCCCUGUAGCUCCAGCCCCCACUCAGACGAGGAAGAGGAUGACAUGGAGCCCAGCACAGUGCCUGGGACUCCCCCGCCUAAGAAGUUCCGCUCGCUGUUCUUUGGCUCCAUCCUGACCCCUGCACACUCUCCUCAGGGCCCCAGCCCUGUGCUGGCUGAAGACAGUGAGGGCGAAGGCUGAGCCGGAGAAGUCCGUGCUUGAGGACUGGGCCAGAUGAAGCCCCGCCCCACCCCACCCCACCCCUCUCCCAAGGCCAGCCAGGGCAGGUCUGCUCUCCUCCUUGGUGGGUGGUAGAGGUGCGCCCUGCUGGAGCUGAGCUGACUGGUCCUGCCACCUCCCCCAGGGCCUCGCCUGGCCUGGGUCUUGUUGUUUCCCUUCAACCCCCAAUCAUUCAUUCAACCCUCAAUCGAUCAUGUCUCUUCCCAGUCUUGGUGCUGAGCUGCCCUCUGCAGGGAGUUCCCUCACCUCUUAAUCCAACCCUGUGGCCAGAACUGGGGGACUGCCUUCUCUAAGCCCACCUCCCUAAGAAAAAAAAAUCAUUGUGGGGCUUUUGCCCCUGCUGAUCCACCUUCUGCCAAUCAUGACUUGCCCCUCCCUCAAAUCCUGAGCGCACCACUGGGAUCUCCUGUAACUGGCACACACUGUUUUGCUUGCUUUCCCCGAACUCUUUGGCCCUGGCUUGGAAGUUCCAAGGGCCCCUGUGGGCCGGAGCAUAUGGCUGGGGUUUUCCUGGCUGGGGCCCCAAGCCCAGCAAGCCUCCCAAGCGGCUCUGGGUGGAAGGGUUGCCAGGCCCAGUGUUUGGGACAAGGGAGACAGAGGCUAUGGCAAGAAUCCAGCUUUGACCUUUAUUCAAGAGACCAGAUGGGUUGCCCCAGGAUCUGGCUGCCAGCCCUGAGCCCAAGCAAGGCUGGAGAUCCCGUCUGGCCCUGCUUUGCCCUGAGCUGCAGCCUCAGCCCCAGGAUCCUGCCUGCAGCCGCUGCAGGUACAAGCGGGAAGAGCCCUGGGGGAGUGGAUGCUGCUACUGAUUCAUAAAAAAA
This is a messenger RNA of Odocoileus virginianus texanus, 2258 nucleotides long. It is a transcript of the gene RAD9A, whose product is annotated as RAD9 checkpoint clamp component A. Lineage: Eukaryota; Metazoa; Chordata; Mammalia; Artiodactyla; Cervidae. The record is from RefSeq and is a predicted model, not a curated record. Gene Ontology annotation, biological process: cellular response to ionizing radiation; mitotic intra-S DNA damage checkpoint signaling; DNA replication checkpoint signaling. Gene Ontology annotation, cellular component: checkpoint clamp complex.